UGAGAUCAAGAGCUACAACAUAUCCAAGUUUCGCGACAUUCCAACCGCUAGUGUUUUGUCGACGUCGUUUCUUGUGAAGACGACUUUUCUCAAGAUCAAUGGACACCUGAGUGGCUAAGGCAGCAGAUUCUGCAGGAGGACUUCCGCAGACGCCAUGUGGGAGGCGGUGCUGCCACUAAGACUGCUGAGGGGUAUGGAGCUGCAGGGCGCAGCAGAGGAAGAGGGGGUUGGAAAGGCCGAGGCCGUGGGAGGAGCUUUGGCAGAGGUAGAGGCCGAGGUGACUAUAAUGAGGGGCAUGGGAGCUCUAGUGGCAGGGGGAGUACCAGAAUGGAGGGCACGUGCUGGUACUGCAAGAAGAUAGGGCAUCCUUGGUUCAAGUGCUUCAGCAGGCCGGAGGGAUGGGCACCUCCAGGCAUGAAGCCACCCAGUGGUGAACGCGCACAAGGUGGCGCUGUGCAAGGCUCAGGUGCACAAGGUGAAGGUGCACAAGGUAAUGCCUAUCCUGGUUUGUUUCUUAUGGUUCAGGAUGUGCAUGGGCAUGAGGGUGAUGUGGGAUCUGUGGGAAAGGUUGUGAUGCACCCUCUCACGCACUGGGUGAUUGAUUCGGGUUGCACCAGUCACAUGACUCCACGGGCAGAUUUGCUUGAUGAGGUAAAACCCCCUGGGAAGAUUAAGUAUGUGGCAGCAGCGUCAGCUUGGGAAGAAGGUGCUGUGGAGUCUGGAAGAGGAGACCAGCUGCAUCAAGGACCUGUGGCAGCUGCCCAUCAUCCCUUGGAAUGGGAAGACUCCAACAGCAGCAACGGCAGCAGUGGCAAAGGCAACAGCAGGAGGAGAUGCAACUGCACCAACUGAUGGGGUGCUGGAAGCAGUCAAGAAAGUGCAGAAGCAGCAGACACAUGGUGAGGUGCUUGCUGGUGUGGAUGCGAGUGCGGCAUGGGCUAAGGCUUCACCAAGGA
This is a messenger RNA of Closterium sp. NIES-67, 956 nucleotides long. NCBI's taxonomy places the organism in Eukaryota, Viridiplantae, Streptophyta, Zygnematophyceae, Desmidiales, Closteriaceae. The record is from the annotation of a GenBank genome assembly.